AUGACCGUCUGGUCGGCGGAGGCGAUCGCGCGUCGAGAGACCAAGCGCGGUCGCACAGCGCUGGACAGGUCCGAAGACCGCAAAAGGCAAAAGGGAACGUUGUGCGAGGCAGACGCUGACCCUCGACUCUCACCGCUGCUCGCCUUCAUCACCGAGGUCGUCGGCCCGCUCGGCGCGCCGUUCUGGCCAGCUAGCUCGGCCGCCGCCGCGCCUGCUGACACCUCUGCCGCUCCCGACGAUCUCGAGGAAGGAGAGAUUGCUCUACCGCUUGGGAGCGAUGAGUCUGCCCAACCUGAAGCGGAGGCGCGGCGGGCCGCUGCGGGCGCCACCGGCACCGACGGCCUUCUGUCCAACGUCACGGUCAGCUCCACCUCAGGGAAGACAGUCUACUGGCAGUGCACGGUCUGCUCCGCCAGGUUCAGGGGUCGGCAGAGCCUCGCGGAUCACACGUUGGCCAAAAAGGACCCUCCGCAUCGGAGAGUGGCGGAGGCCGAUGAGUUUAUUCGGUCGUGCGCCGAGACCAAGGCCGCGCGGAAGGCACGUGACGCGGCGGCGGAUCUCGUUCGCGUCGAUGACCUCCUCGUGCAGCGCGGCCACUGCAAAACAAGGGGCGAAGCCGCGAGGCUCGUCCAGGCCGGGCGCGUGCUCACAAGAAAGGCAGCCGGGCAGCCCCAGGUCUUGGUCAAGGCCGUGGGCUUGAAGCUAGCGCACGACGCGCCCUUCUCCCUCUCCGACCCCGCGGCCAGCUGGGAAAGCGAGGUGGCCUUGGUCCACCAGUGGGUCGCUGACGGGCGGCCUCUCAAGGCGCUCAUCGGGCACCGCGCGCAGGCUGCUGCCGGCGACGCGAGCGCUCCGCCCGCUCUUGCUGACCCGCCCGUCGCUGAGGCGGCGGCCGGCGCGGAGGCGGACUCCCAGGCCGUGGCGCUGGUGGCCGAAUCUGCCCCUCUCGCCGCGGCUCGCACAUCCCACCUCCCCGCCCUCCUCGCCUUCAUCGCAUCCCGCCCAGGCCAACGCCUCCGCGGCUCGUCCGGCAUCGCUGAGUUCUACAAGGCGCACCCAGAAGCCAAGGGCCAGCUCCCCAAGCUCGCCCAGCUCGCCGAACAAUGCCCGCAGAUAAAGAUCGAGGCCGGCCGCGCAGGCAUCGAGCAGCACCGCGCGACGCGCACGGAGCUCAAGGCUGCCGACGCCGCUUACAACCAAUUGUGCCAGGCAGCUGGCACAACGGCAGAGUCUCCGAGCGCGCCCGCCGCCGAGCAGGCGCGGCAGGCGCGGCCAUCCGCGUUCGCGAGGCGGCCAAGAACGAUGCACUCGUAA
This is a messenger RNA of Emiliania huxleyi CCMP1516, 1314 nucleotides long. RefSeq lists its product as hypothetical. Gene Ontology annotation, molecular function: RNA binding. The record is from RefSeq and is a predicted model, not a curated record. The transcript is spliced from 3 exons. Lineage: Eukaryota; Haptophyta; Isochrysidales; Noelaerhabdaceae. The coding region runs from base 1 to 1314 and encodes 437 amino acids.